Molecule: messenger RNA, 1263 nt
Organism: Magallana angulata
Lineage: Eukaryota; Metazoa; Mollusca; Bivalvia; Ostreida; Ostreidae
Exons: 3
Coding region: 41-763 (240 amino acids)
Source: RefSeq, a predicted model, not a curated record
CUUCUUUUUUCAUUCCUCAGAAGCGUCUUGACAAGCCAGGAUGAAGUGUUUUGUUUUAGGAGCGAUUCUUUGUUUUCUUCCGCUUACAUUCUCAAUAUUUUUUGGAGACCAUGCUUGUGUUGUAUCACUCAAAGGUUUUCUAACUCCCGGAGAAUAUGACGAAGUGUCGGUCCCUCGGGAUUGCAUCAACGGGACCAUCCGCUGGAACUACCCCACGGAGUAUGCCAUUGUUCACUUCUCGCCCAACACCGGGAAAAAUUUCUUCGUUUGCAUCGGGAAAAGUGUUUACAAAUUCGAACUUUUUGAUAUAACAGGGGGGAUUCGACAGCCAAUUACCUACGGCACUUGUUUGGAACCUAAGAACAGUAAAGUUUCCAUAGAAAUCCAUGCUUCCAAAUCAUUACUAUACCAGUGGAACAUCAGAUAUUACAUAGAUAUUAAGGAAACAGUCGCCACUGAAAGGAACACCGCCGCCACUGAAAACGACACAACCACAGCCAUUAAAAGCGAUACUAUCACCGCCAUUGAAAAUAACUCAACCGUCAAUGAAAAUAACACCACCGCCACUGAAAACAAAAUUUUCGCCUCUGAAAUAAAAACUACCGCCACUGAAAACAACUCUACUGCCUAUGAAACAACAUCUCCAGCACUGAAAACAACACAAACGCCACUAAAAACAACACCACCGCCACUAAAAAUAGAACUAAAGCCACUGAAACAACACAAUAAACACCGCAACAAAAAACAACAUCACCGCCACUGAAAACAACACCUAUAGCCAAUAAAACAACACAACCGCAAUAAAAAAACAACACAACCGCCACUGAAACAACACCGUCGCCAUUGAACACGCCACCACUAUGUUGCAACAGAAAACAACGCCACCGCAGCUUAAAACAGCACCAGAACAAAAAACAUAAACACCGCAGCAGAAAACAACAGUAUCAUCACAUAAAACACCACCACCAUCACAGAAACAACACCACCGUUUCAGAAAACAACACCACCGCAAUGAAAUAACACCAAUGUCAGAGAAAACAACACCACCGCCACUGAAAACAACACCAAUGUCACAGAAAACAACAUCACCACCAUUAAAACAACAUCACCAUUAACAACAAAUACAACAUCAAUUAGUUUAUCUAACGUAAAGCAUAUUGGAAUAGUUUGACUUUUCUGGGGUGACCGCCAGUAGUCAUCCGUAAGAUUUGAUUUUUGUAGCCACAAACUAUUAUUCAAUAAAGAAAAUCUCCUAAUGUUCAA